Nematocida major is the source of this 2055-nucleotide messenger RNA. RefSeq names its product dolichyl-diphosphooligosaccharide---protein glycosyltransferase. Gene Ontology annotation, cellular component: membrane. The record is from RefSeq and is a predicted model, not a curated record. NCBI's taxonomy places the organism in Eukaryota, Fungi, Microsporidia. Gene Ontology annotation, molecular function: oligosaccharyl transferase activity. Bases 1 to 2055 code for a protein of 684 amino acids. The transcript has a single exon.
AUGGGCCACGCUUGUUUGCAGGUUUCUGAUUACGCCCUGCGCCGGGUCCAAUGCGUUGCUGUGCUUCUUGUUGUGUACACCUUGCUUCUGCGCAUAUGGCCCAGCGCUCGGUACGGAAUACUGAUCAAUGAGUUUGAUCCGUGGUUUAACUACAGAUGCUCAAAGUACAUGUGGGCGCACGGCAUUACAGAGUACUUCAGGUGGAAAGACCCCAGCACGUGGGUCCCUGUGGGAAGAGACAUACCCAAAACAGCAUACCCCUUCCUGUUUAUUCUCUCAUACUGCGCCAACAGCGUACUUGGCGUAUUUGCGCGGGUGAGCCACUACACAGUGUGCUGCAUGUCUUCGCCUGCUUUGUUUCUUGCAUGCAUGUGCGUGAUGUGGACAAUGUGCAUGGGGCUUUUUGAAGGGCCAGGGCAGAGAAUAAAAGCAUAUGUUGCGCUGUCCCUGUUCAGCAUGUCUGGAGGCCUGUUUGAAAAGACCAUGGCAGGCGCAUACGACUACGAAGCGCUUUCGCUCUUUCUGGCUCUGGCCGUGGCCUGCACAUACACACUGUACAUAAAAGCCGUGGACGGCAGAAGGUGGCACCGGUGUCUUUUGGGCGCAGGCAUCACGUUUUUGCAGUGCGUGUUUAAUGCUACAUGGGGCGGAAGCGUGUUCACGGACGCGCUUGUGUAUGGCCACUCGAUGCUGACUCUUGGGAGCUGGCGCCUGCUUUUGGGAAACGCCCUUGUUACAACAGGGUUUGACCACGCAUGCCCGUUUUUGUGGGGGCUCAGGCCUGUGAACAUUCUGAAGAUAGCGAUUGCAUGCUCUCUCCCGAUUCUGCGCGGGUUUCUGCACGGCUCUCGAAGAACAAAGGCUGCGUAUGUGUUUGGGUUUGGGCUCGCCGCGGCAGGACUUGCCAUCUGCAUGCUAAAAAUGAGCAUGCACACGCGCCUUGAGAAAAUAUUGAAGGGUAAGGACAAAUUGUACAAUGUGUUUAUUCGGCAGAAAAUGCACCCGUUGGUUGCCUCCAUAACAGAGCAUAGAGCGCCCGAUGUCUGGCAGGCUUCCCGACUGUGCGGGCCGUUUGCAUGCUUGGCUCCUUUUUUUGUGGCGUGGAGCGCCUACAGCGCCAGCACAGCAGCUGCAGGCAAGAGAAGAAAUCUCAGGCUUUUCUUGGUCUGCGGCCUUGUGUUUUCUAGCCUUAUUUUCAUGCGAAUGGAGAGGUUUGCUUUCCUUCUUGCGCCGUUCCUGUCACUGGCGGUGUCCGACGCGUUUUGUGAAAUUAUGUUUUUGCGGCCUGCUGCGCGCCAUGGCAAGCUUUCUGCAGCCCGCAUAUUCAAGUCUGCUGCGCGCCUAGGAUUUGCCGCGCUUAUGUUUCUGCACGUUGCAUCCAGCAUCCGAACCAUCCAGAGAAUGGCCAAGCAUGUUAUCGUUGUGGCGGAGGGGAGCUCAAAAAGCAAGCCCGUGCUUGUGGAUGACUUCAGAGAAGCUGCUGUUUUCAUGAAGCACAACGUAGACCCAAGCUCUGUUGUUGUAAGCUGGUGGGACUACGGAUACCAGAUCACAGGAAUGUCCGGCCUCUCCACAGUAAUAGACAACAACACAAACAACUAUGAAAGAAUAUCCGAGACUGCAGACUUCCUUGUUUCCCCAGAGCACACCAUAUCUAAAGCACACCCGCUGAUACGAAAGAUCGCGCCAGACAGCAGAACUAGCGUGUACAUAUACACUGUCUGCGGAUACCUCUCCAAGUACAACCUGUCUGACCUAAACAAGCUCGUGUGGAUAACCCGCAUCGCGCAAGAAACAAACCGCAGCGUGGCCCCGCGAGCCUACCACUACAGGUGCAAGGGAAAGACGCUCUACUCGCUUCAUCAGAUGGGAGAUCUUGACAUCUCAGCCGAAACGCUUGGCGGCCAUCCGCUGCAUAUUUCCACCGCAAUGAAAGAGUCUCUUCUUUUUAAGCUAGCCUUCUAUCUGUACACGGACAAAAUCAAACUGACCAACAUAGAGCUGGCGUAUCAGUCGUCCAACCACAUAGUGCGUCUCUACAAAAUAGUAGGAUAG